Messenger RNA from Verticillium dahliae VdLs.17, 1393 nucleotides. RefSeq lists its product as uncharacterized. The record is from RefSeq and is a predicted model, not a curated record. The transcript is spliced from 3 exons. Lineage: Eukaryota; Fungi; Ascomycota; Sordariomycetes; Glomerellales; Plectosphaerellaceae. The coding region runs from base 76 to 1122 and encodes 348 amino acids.
AAUCUUGGGGUCUCCUACCACCUUCGGCUGGGGAUCUUGAGCUCCCACGUUCAACUCAAAGACACUCUUUCAACAAUGGAGACUCGCAAUCGAGAGCCGCAUCAGCCGUUUGCCCGCUUGCAGGAGGUGCUUGGAUUGAGCGGGGUACGGCUUGACGACCCAAAGUUUGUCGCCGCCAUUGACGGCCUUCUCGAAGGCAUCGCCAAGAACGAUACGUGGGAUAGACUUCCCGUUAGCUUGAAGGCGACAAUCUCCAAGCACUUCUCGCGAACUGCCCCUCCUCUGGGAUACAAGGAAGAAAUUGAGCGUUGGGUGACCGCUGAGACCUCACUGCAACAGGACGCAGUCUGCCAACUAUACCGGCAACUUCAGACUUUAUCAAACCCAUCGACGGCUGUAGAGAAGACCAAGCGACGGGCUUACUUGCUCGUGUUCUAUGACAUACGGGAGCAGUUCUUACGCUCGAAACAGCACAAGCUCAUCAAGCACCUCAAGUCCAAGCUCACAGGCCACGACGAAAACAACAUAAAUAACAACUGUCAUGAUUGGGGGAAGGGAGGCCGGAGCCUCGACAGAAUUUCUCGAGCACUGGAUGGGCGCGGCGCACUAUUCAUGGAAGAAUGUGACCUCAUCGGUCGCACCACUCUGGAGUUUCGCGCAAAGAAGACACCGAAUGUUGAGAAGAUUGCCACGCAGCUCCGCAGCCACGGGGUUUGCCAAACGGAAGAUACACAGUGGUGUUUUGAUUACGCGGACAAGUUCUUCAAUCAUUGGAAAGUAAGCACCGCUUCAUACAUCGCGGGCUUGCGCACGCAGGAGAAACGCAAGGCAGGACCAGAAAAGCUCGCGCCGGCAUCGCCAAAGCGGAUGCGGUUCGACGCUCGUCAGGGCGACGACAGAAGAACCAACACAGUGCCCGAGCGAAUUGUUUCGCGACUUGUCCCUUGCCAUGCGCCGAACAUGUGGCCGCUACCACUUCAGGAGAACGAGGUGGCAUACAGCCUCAUGGACGGUGUAUAUCCUCUCGGUGAGGGAUUCAUAAACGAGGAUGCAACAUGGAUUGACCCAGCAACAUUUGGGGCAACUAACAUCGAGGAUUUGUUACGUUCGACGCAACCCUAGAUACGUCAAAGAGGGACAGAUUUUGACGCUCUCUGUCACGUAUACGUAACAUCCAAAAUCGACCUUCUGUUCUCCGAUACUUGAUUCUUCCGAUACCUCUAUCGGCACGAAUAUCCGUGGCGGGUUGUUGAUUGGCAAGGUGGCCUCCUUUCGUAUCCGGACACAGUUGACCUGCGCGUCGCCACCGACCUUAGCAGCAGGCUUUAGUCUUAUUCUGACAUGUAUCGAACGGGCCGAGGCUCACCUUCUCCCUGUAAUUGAACAGCUCCAU